AUGUCCUCAUCAAUUGCCCUGAAUAAUUCUAAUACCUCUACCACUACUACUACCAAUCCUCCUUUUGAUAUUUCCAAGCUUGUUACUCAAGCAGUUUUGUUACCUUCCUCCUCAUCGUCAUCCUUCCAUAACAACCUCCCUAAAUCAUCAUCAUCAUCCCCCUGUGCAUUGGAUAAUAAUACCAAUGAACAACAACAACAACAACCAUUGAGUGAUGAUUCGAUCAUUCUCGAAGAAACAACCACCACCGACGUUGAUAAUACAGUAAUUGCCACCAUAACGACAAAAGCUGCUCUAGGCAGUGGUGCUUUGAUGGUUGAAGGAGUUGCCCUUGUCGACGAUGAAGAUGACGAAGAAUCAACACCUGCCACACCAGAAGCUAAUGGAGAAUCCCAGCAAGAAUCUUCUCAACAAGAACACCAAGAAUCUGGCCUUUUAAAAGCCAAGAAGAAGAAGAAUUCAUUGACUAAUAGUGCAGCAGCUCUUGAAGAUUUGGAAACUAUUUCAACCAUGACAACUGUCAAGACUACAAGUACAACAAAGAAGGUUGUCAAGAGACAUUCAUCGCUCUCUGCUCAAACUAUGAACCAAGCAAUGGAUCAAUCAAUGAAUCAAUCAGCUCAACAAGAAGAACAAUACACCACUCUUAAAUCAUCCACUCCAACAAAGAAGCAGAACAAGGAAAAGAAAGCAAGUCCUAUCAAUAAUCUCUUCAAAUCCAUCAAGGGUGUCAUUAAAUCUUUAAAGAAGAAUAAGAAUAACAAGAGCACUUCUAGCUCAACGACUUCACAUAAUAAUAGCAAGCAAGAUGGUGAUUUAAUCCAUCAAUUCUACGAAGAAGUCAAGACAAAUAAGAAGAGAGCUCACAAGCAAGCUCCACAAACUGCUCUUCUCCCACCUCAACGACCACACGUUCAAGGCAAGAAGACUCUUGUACUUGACCUUGAUGAAACAUUGGUUCACUCUGUCUUUGUACAUACUGACCAAGCUGACUUUGUGAUUCCAAUUGAAAUGGAUGGUAGAACAUACUCUUGUUAUGUUCUCAAGAGACCUGGAGUUGACGAAUACUUGAGAGAACUCGGUCAAUACUAUGAAAUUAUCAUCUUUACUGCUUCUCUCUCCCUGUAUGCCAACCCACUUCUUGACAUUCUUGAUAAGCAUGGUGUCAUUGAAGGUAGAUUAUUCCGUGAACAUUGUACAAAGGUUGGUGAUACUUACAUUAAGGAUCUCUCAAGAUUGGGUCGUGAUUUAGAUCAAACCAUUAUUGUAGAUAAUUCUCCAAGUUGCUAUGCAAUGCAACCACAAAAUGCUUUGGCUUGUACCACAUGGUACGAUGAUCCAAACGAUAGAGAGCUGGGUCUUCUUGCUGAUUGUCUCAAACGACUUGAAAGAGAAAAGGCUGUCUAUGAUGGUCUCAAGUCAUGGAAGGAAUUAAUUUCAUCAGGUGUUAAUGUUACCUCAUGGAAUGGCGGAUCAGCAAUGACAGUAUCCUCGACGUCUCACCAUCAUCAAGUAAUAAAGAAAAGAAUGUAA
Naegleria gruberi is the source of this 1533-nucleotide messenger RNA. Its product is annotated as NLI interacting factor domain-containing protein. The coding region runs from base 1 to 1533 and encodes 510 amino acids. Lineage: Eukaryota; Heterolobosea; Eutetramitea; Acrasida; Naegleriidae. The record is from RefSeq and is a predicted model, not a curated record. Gene Ontology annotation, molecular function: phosphoprotein phosphatase activity. The transcript is spliced from 2 exons.